UCUAAUCUGAAAUUAAAAGCUACGAUAACAAUUACUCGAAUUUUUUUGCGUCGCUCCGGCCGCGUGUGGCGAAUUAAAACCCGAAAAAUUCAACAGCUUUUUCUUGUUUUUUUUCUGUUUGUACACCUGUACUUAAUUUUUCGUGGUUCUGCUAUUGGGAUUGAAAUAUAGUUAACACACACACACACAGCAAAAGAAACGACAGCCACAACAACAACAACAAGAAAGUGCGUGCGCGUGCAGAAAAAAGAAGAAAUUGUGGGCGAAUCAACAAGCAAAAGAGAAUGAGCGAUGAUGAGGAGAAGAGGCAAAAGCAGAGGCAGUUGUCGUAGCACUAGUACAAAAAAGAAACCGCGAAAACUGCUUGUGAAGUGACAACAACAAUCAUAAUAAUAAUAAUAACAACAACAAUCCGUACCAACCAAAAAAGAAACGUAAAUAAAUAAUAACACAAAAAAUUAACUUCAAAAGUCGUGAAUUCAUCGUACAGUACAUCCACAUAAGCACUGACACAAACACACUCAAUGCAAACACACACGUACAUAGACGCGCUGCACAUGUGUGAGCUUGUCUAGUGGUGUGAGCGAGCGCUCUGUGUUUGCUGCUGUGCGUUAUUUAUUUUAUUUUUCGUUAAUCAUUUUUCGCAUUUAGCGAAUAAGGUGGAAAAGCGACAAUAAAACUACAAUAUAAAUACAACGGAAAAGCAGAGCACACAUCAGAACAGAGAAAGCAGCGCCAAGCAGUUUGCACCACUUGGAAGAGGUUCCGCCCUCCCCCAAUUCCAUAUGCAAAAUGUCUAGUCCCGACGAUAGAAUACCAAUACACGAUCUGCCAUCAGAAGCCGGAAGCGAUGAGCGAUUGCUGCACAUAACGCCGGGCACACUGACAUUGGACUUGAAGCCCCAUCCAGCGGUGGAUAUCGAUCAGCAGAUCAUGGAGCUCAAGAAGAGCCAGGAGCUUCAGAAGCAGCGGCUUUUCCACACUUUUCAGGAGCAAUCGAAACAGAUGGAACUGGAGCACAAACUCCAGCUGGAGCACAAGUAUCAAGAAUUGCGGGAUCAGAGCAUGGUAACCGCCGCCGCCGCCGCUGCUGCAGUGGCCGAAGAGCAGCAUCGCCAUCAGCAACACCAGCAGCAGCAACAACAACAUCAGCAGCAGCAGCAGCAGCAACGCGAGCAGCAGCAACAGCGCGAUCGCAGGGAACGGGAGGUGAUGAAGCGCAAGGAGAACUGCAGCGCCAAUGCCAGUCCCGAGGUCAAACAGAUUCUCAACUGCUUCAUCAUGAGCCGCAAGUCGCAGGCGGCGGCAUCCAAUGGCACAACGACAACUUCCCCCUAUAGGAACCGCGGCGUGGUGAAGAGCUCCUCGGGCGAAUCGCUCCCAGCCGGAACCGUGACCAGUGCGCAUCCGUACAAAAUACCUCAGCCACCCUCCUCACUGCUGAAAUAUGAAUCUGAUUUUCCGCUGAGGAAGACAGCAUCCGAACCGAACCUGCUGAAGAUCCGGCUCAAGCAGAGCGUCAUCGACCGCAAGGCCCGCAUCGGCGGACCGGCGGGUGCGAGGCGCCAUGAGCGCCUCCUCCAAGCGGCGCAGCGCAGGCAGCAGAAGAACUCUGUUCUCACAAACUGCAACAGCACUCCGGACUCGGGACCCAACUCACCGCCCUCGGCCGCUGCCCUCACUGUGGGCGUGGUGGGGAGCCGCGGCUCGCCCACCAGUGCGCCAAUCCAGGAGGAGAAUGAGGAGGGCAGCCAAUACCAGCCGGGCCAGAGGAGCAGCAUCAAUGACCUGCCGCUGUUCAGUUCGCCGUCGCUGCCGAACAUCUCGCUGGGCAGACCGCAUUUACCCAACUCGGCGCAGGCGCACGCCCAGGUUAGUGCCCAGGCGCAGGCGCAGGCCCAGGCCCAGGCUCAGGCGCAGGCCGCCCAGGUCAACUAUGCGAUGUUCGCGGCCCUGCAUCAUGUGGCCGCAACCGGAGGCGGCGGACAGCCGGGCGGCUACUACAGCCCACUAGGUAUGUCGUUCGUAGGCCGACAGCCAGCUCCGCUGGCCAUGAUCCCGGCAACUGGGAUAGCGCCACAGCAACCGUCGCCGGUGGUGCGCAGCGCCUCGGCCACCUCCACGUCCUCGUCACAGGCCUCUCUUGUGGGCGAUGUGGCGCCGCCGCAGGCGCAUGCCGCCUCCACCAUUCUGCCCUCAUCCUCGUCCUACAUUCAGCAGCUGGGCGGCGUGGCCGGAUCGGCGGUUAAUCUCCAUGCCGUGGCUGCAGCGGCGGCUGCGGCGGCUGCUGGCUCACUGCCGCCCACCAAUAGUCACGGUCAUGGCCAUGGCCACGGUCACGCCCAUGGGCACGGACACGGUCAUGCCCAUGCCCAUGCCCACGCUCACGGACAUGGCCAUGCUCUGUACGGAGGCCACCAGCACAAUGUACCCAUCACGGAUGCCCAGGUGGCGCAGGUGCAUCUCCACAAGCAGGGACACCGGCCGCUGGGAAGGACGCAGUCGGCGCCGUUGCCUCUGGGUCAUCCGAUGCUCACGGGCGCCGGGCAGCUGAACUUGGUGCAGACGCACUACGAGAACAGCGAGGCGGAGCGGCAGGCCUACGAGCACCAGGUGCUGAACCAGAAACUUCGCCAGACCGUUCUCACCCGCAGCGGGGCAGCGGCUGCCGCGGCCGCUGCUGCCGGAGUGGGCGUGGUGCGGGAGGCGCAGCUGAAGGAGGAGGACGACGACUCGGCCGCCGAGGUAAUGGACCUUACUGACAAGAAAAAGCCGCCCAAGACGGUGCUGACGAGCACUAUAGCGACCAGCACGUCCCAGAAUCUGCCCGAGGCGUUGGCGGCGGCAGCUGCCGCCUAUCGCACCCCGCCCUCCACGUCCGUCGUGGCCGCCUCAUCCGCCAGCAGCUCCACGAAGACGGGGAUUAAGCUGCGCGACCAGGAAUACCUGCAGCAGCAGAGGGAGCAGCUCCUGCUUCUGCAGCAGGAGGAGGAGCUGGCCAAGGGCCUGUUGCGACCGCUCUCGCGGACGCUCAGUAGUCCGCUGGUGCCGCUGGGGCCGCACGGUCUCAGUCAGAUCCCGGACACUGGCCAGCAGCCGGCGCCAAUAGCCACCUCCUCGUCGGCCGACCACAUACCGCCCGUGAACCUCUCGCUGCCGCAUCGCCAGCACCGACAGCUGAUGAGCACCCUGUAUGCCUCGCAUCUGCGGCAACAUCAACAGCCGCUGGCCAGCGGGUCGCCGCCGCAUAAGGUCACCACGGGCCUGGCCUACGAUCCCCUGAUGAUGAAGCACUCGUGCAUCUGCGGCGACAACGCCCAGCAUCCGGAGCACAGCGGCCGGCUGCAGAGCGUGUGGGCGCGGCUAAUCGAGACGGAUCUGGUGAAGCGUUGCGAUCGCCUGCGCGCCCGCAAGGCCACGCAGGAGGAGCUGCAGACGGUGCACACGGAGGCGCAUGCCAUGCUCUUCGGGUCCAACCAGUGCCAGUUGAGCAGGCCCAAGCUGGAGAACACGCUCUCUGCGAGCUUCGUUCGCCUAUCGUGCGGCGGCUUGGGCGUCGAUCUGGAUACGACGUGGAACGAGAACCACACGGCCACCGCCGCCCGAAUGGCUGCCGGCUGCGUGAUCGAUCUGGCCUUCAAGACGGCCAAGGGGGAUCUACGGAAUGGCUUCGCAGUGGUCCGGCCACCGGGUCAUCAUGCGGAGGCGAACCUGGCCAUGGGCUUCUGCUUCUUCAACUCGAUCGCCAUUGCGGCCAAGUUGCUGCGUCAGCGGAUGCCCGAGAUGCGGCGAAUUCUCAUCGUCGAUUGGGAUGUGCACCAUGGCAAUGGCACACAGCAAGCAUUCUACCAAAGUCCCGACAUUCUAUAUCUUUCCAUACAUCGACACGAUGACGGCAACUUUUUCCCCGGCACAGGCGGACCCACAGAGUGCGGAUCCGGUGCCGGUCUCGGCUUCAACGUGAACAUCUCGUGGUCUGGGGCACUGAAUCCACCCCUGGGCGACGCCGAAUAUAUCGCUGCAUUCCGUACCGUUGUGAUGCCCAUCGCGCGGAGCUUCAAUCCGGACAUUGUGCUGGUCUCCUCCGGCUUCGAUGCGGCCACCGGCCAUCCGGCUCCGCUGGGCGGCUACCACGUUUCGCCGGCCUGCUUUGGUUUUAUGACCCGCGAACUCCUCCAGCUGGCCAGCGGCAAGGUGGUGCUUGCGCUCGAGGGCGGCUAUGAUCUGGCCGCCAUCUGUGAUUCCGCCCAGGAGUGUGUCCGCGCAUUGCUCGGCGAUCCAGCCGCUCCGAUAGCCAAGGCCGAGCUGGAGCGGCCGCCCUGCCAGAAUGCCAUCAACACGCUCCAGAAGACGAUAGCCAUUCAGCAAACGCACUGGCCGUGUGUGCGGAUGCUGGAGCACACGGUGGGUCUGUCCGCUCUGGAAACGCUCAAGGUUGAGCAUGACGAGUCCGAGACGAUCAACGCCAUGGCCGGCCUCUCGAUGCAGUCGAUGCACAGAACCCUGUCACGCGAUGAUUCCGAGGAGCCGAUGGAUCAGGACGAAACCAAAUAGACGGCGAUGGAGGCAGAGGAUGUGGAGACGAGGCAGGCAAAGGGAGGGAGGGAGGGAUGGGGAUAGGGAAUAGCUGCUCAAUGCACAUAUUUAGUUAUAUUUGUUGUAGUUGAAUUGAUUGUUGUUGCUGUUGUUGUUGUGGCGCUCGCUUGCAAAUUUGUUGUCGUUGUCAAUCAUCGUUUAUAGCCAUGCCUCCUCACGCUGGCGCUCGCUCUCGCUCUCUCUCUUGAACCCUAAGAUCCUUUAUUUUAUAAAUAUAUAUUUUGCUGGGAAACAUCGAAGGGGUAAACAAGGAAAACAAGAAGCAGAACAGGGCCUAAAGUUCAAAUUGGUGGCUGUGCCUCCAAAAAAAGAAAUCUUAUAAUAAAAAAGAAUAAUAAUAAUAAUUAGAAAACCAAUAAAGUCUUAAGAGUUUUAUAUGAAUAUAUAAGAUAUAUAUAUAUAUGAUCUAUGAUAUAUGAUUAUUAUAUGUAGAAUAUCUAUGUAUGUUGAGAAUUUAGCUUGUAGAAUUCUUUGAGAUUCGUUUUGUUAAUAUUAUCAUUUUCUUUUUGAAGAGGAUAACCCCCCCCCACACACACAAAGAUCCUGUGUGUUUCUUCUACAGUAUCCCCUCCCCAAAGGAUAUCGCGCCCACACAGAAACAGACAGGGAGACAGCGAGAGCGAGAACUCAAGCGAUAGAGGAUUACAUGUUUUGUAGAACGCUUUAGCUGAUAAACGAAGAAUAUAAGAGAAUACAAGAGGAGAGAAGAACGGGGGGAGAGCUGAGCUGAACAAGUAGCAACAUGAAUAGGACAAGUUCUGACAAGCGGAAACUCAGAAAUCUUUUUUGUACAAUUUAUAGUUUAGUGCAAGUUUCAAGUACAACAUAAUAUUAUUUAAUUAAACCAGUCUAUAUAUAUCUAAAUAUAUAUAUAUUGUGCAAUAAAUGUGAGUGCGGAGCAAAGGCGGAAACGCAAAAAGCCACAAAAUAAGUGAAAGCUAAAAACAUAAACCUAUACCUAAACGUAAACGUAAAAAAACUGAAACUAAAACUAAAACUUAAACACUAAACACAAAAAGCUAAAACGAAUAAGUAAAGAAUUGUUGUUAAAUGUUGCCGAGAUCUUAUAUACGUAUGUAUACCUAAUAAUUGUUACAAUAAUACCCAAUAUUAUAAUAAAUGCACAUAUGUAUGUAUGUGGCCGUAAAUUAA
Drosophila kikkawai is the source of this 5748-nucleotide messenger RNA. It is a transcript of the gene HDAC4, whose product is annotated as histone deacetylase 4. Gene Ontology annotation, molecular function: transcription factor binding; histone deacetylase activity. Gene Ontology annotation, biological process: negative regulation of transcription by RNA polymerase II. The record is from RefSeq and is a predicted model, not a curated record. NCBI's taxonomy places the organism in Eukaryota, Metazoa, Arthropoda, Insecta, Diptera, Drosophilidae. Gene Ontology annotation, cellular component: histone deacetylase complex.